AUGUCAAGCUACACCGGUAAUGCAGGCGAGGUUGCCUUUACGUAUGACAAAGCGCUGCAGAAGACAAGUAUUCGACUCUUGAAAGUGAUACUGGAUCCUGAGCCAAGUACCCUGACAAUCCAACUACUGGAGGGCAAUCUAGAAAGAGUAGAAUUCGAAGCACUUUCAUGUAAUGGCAAAAGACUUGAGAUUGGAGCCAAUCUUCACGCUGCCCUACUUGAGAGGCGCCGCCGCAGGUCCGCGACAGUCUUAUGGGCCGAUCAAAUUUGCAUCAACCAAGACGACAUCGAGGAGAAGACACGUCAAGUUCGCUUGAUGUCCACCAUAUAUUCCAAAGCGAAUCGAGUAAUCAUCUGGUUGGGCAUGCAAGACCCCGGGGACAUUGACGGAUUGAAUCUCAUGCAGGAUUUAUACAAAAAAUGCGAUGGGAAUCAGUACGAUGCAGAUGUUGGCAUAUACGACUUCCAUGAUUUUGACUGCGAGUCCAGAGGGGUACCCAAUCCUGUGUUUGAUCCCACCUGGGUUGCACUCUUCAAAAUCCUCAGUAAUUCCUGGUUCGGACGUGUUUGGGUCAUUCAAGAGCUUUUAAGUGCCCAAAAGUCUGUCAUGUGGAAAGGAUCCUUGGAUUUGAGUACUAAUGUAGUGCUCUGGAUGGCUAUGCUGAUCGGACGACACAAAAAUCUCUAUGAAAAUUACGACGUCACUAUGGGCAGCCCUCAGGUUUCGGCACUUAUGGCUAGGAACAUCGCAGCGAGCUACUUUAAGUUCAGGAAAAGAGGUCCCCUCCCAAUAUACGAUACAUUGUCCAGACAGCUUGGAAUGAGUGCAACAGAUCCUCGAGACCGGUUCUUUGCGCUCUUUGGUGUAUCUACUGGCCUCGCCAAGGCCUUUGUUGAUUACAAAAAGACUUUCAAGGAAGUUGCCUGCCUUGUUGGUAAAAUGACUCUGUUGGGUAUCCCGAACUACCGACUCACAGAAGAUGGCACUGAAGUGCUGAUUCUGGAGAGUACCCCAGGAAAACACAGGUUCCUCAUCGAAUGGUUGGCAUUUCACGCCAACCCUCAGAACCGAGUGGAGAAGCGUGCCAAAUCCGGAAGUCCGCAUGGGUGA
Parastagonospora nodorum SN15 is the source of this 1110-nucleotide messenger RNA. RefSeq lists its product as hypothetical. The record is from RefSeq and is a predicted model, not a curated record. Bases 1 to 1110 code for a protein of 369 amino acids. The transcript has 3 exons. Lineage: Eukaryota; Fungi; Ascomycota; Dothideomycetes; Pleosporales; Phaeosphaeriaceae.